This is a messenger RNA of Puccinia triticina, 303 nucleotides long. RefSeq lists its product as uncharacterized. Lineage: Eukaryota; Fungi; Basidiomycota; Pucciniomycetes; Pucciniales; Pucciniaceae. Gene Ontology annotation, molecular function: glutathione disulfide oxidoreductase activity. Gene Ontology annotation, cellular component: cytoplasm; nucleus. Gene Ontology annotation, biological process: cellular response to oxidative stress. The transcript is spliced from 3 exons. Bases 1 to 303 code for a protein of 100 amino acids. The record is from RefSeq and is a predicted model, not a curated record.
AUGUCGCAGGAUCUUGCCCAAAAGAUCGAGGAGAUCAUCACCAAAAGCGCGGUCGUUGUUUUCUCGAAAAGUCACUGUCCGUACUGCGUCAAGGCGGUGAAGACGCUGAAGGAGAUCGGCCGGGAGCCAGUGGUCGUGGAGCUUGACCUGGUGGACGAGGGCGAGGCUCAGCACGAGUACAUCAAGAAGAAGACCGGCCAACGCACCGUGCCUGCGAUCUUCAUCAAGACCAAGUUCGUCGGCGGCAACUCCGAACUCCAAGCGCUCCACGCCGAUAAACAGUUGGAGAAGAUGUUCGAGUAG